Glossina fuscipes is the source of this 2407-nucleotide messenger RNA. It is a transcript of the gene Mccc1, whose product is annotated as methylcrotonoyl-CoA carboxylase subunit alpha, mitochondrial. The record is from RefSeq and is a predicted model, not a curated record. Gene Ontology annotation, cellular component: mitochondrion. Gene Ontology annotation, molecular function: metal ion binding; ATP binding; methylcrotonoyl-CoA carboxylase activity. The transcript has 6 exons. Bases 71 to 2179 code for a protein of 702 amino acids. Lineage: Eukaryota; Metazoa; Arthropoda; Insecta; Diptera; Glossinidae.
UUCCUCAUGUAAAACGAUGGAAUUUCUUGUACACUUCAUUCCUGCAUACGUAAAGUAAAUAAUAGGAAUUAUGUUCAAUUUAAUUUUAAAAAACACCAAAAGCUUAAGAAGAUAUGCUACUGAGACUUCUACUCGAAGAUCGCCUAAAGUGCAAACGAUUAGUAAAAUUUUAAUUGCGAACCGUGGAGAGAUAGCCUGUCGAGUUAUUAGGACAGCUCGCAAAUUAGGUGUGCGUACGGUGGCUAUCUAUUCCGAUCCAGAUGAGCAUUCCUUGCAUACCCAAUACGCAGAUGAAGCUUAUCAUGUGGGAGAGGCAGCUUCAGCUAAAUCGUAUUUGCGGGCUGACCGAAUAAUUAAUAUUGCGAAGCAAGCUGAUUGUCAAGCUAUACAUCCCGGCUAUGGUUUUCUCUCUGAAUCAGUCGAAUUUGCGGAGUUAUGUCAAAGAGAGGGUGUGAUUUUUAUGGGGCCACCAAGUUCGGCUAUACGAGACAUGGGCAUAAAAAGUACGAGUAAGGCCAUUAUGUCGGCAGCUGGUGUGCCAAUUAUUAAUGGUUAUCAUGGUGACGAUCAGUCGAACGAUCGCCUACAGGCGGAAGCUGAAAAAAUAGGGUUUCCUCUAAUGAUUAAGGCCGUACGCGGUGGCGGUGGCAAAGGUAUGCGUGUCGCAGAGAAGGCUGAAGAUUUUAUGACUGCUCUGAAUUCGGCGCGAACCGAAUCACAGAAAUCAUUUGGUGACUCUUCCGUGUUAUUGGAACGUUAUGUGCGUUCACCUCGUCACGUCGAGGUGCAAGUAUUUGCCGAUCAAUACGGUGAGGCUGUGUAUUUAUGGGAACGAGAUUGUUCGGUCCAAAGAAGACAUCAAAAAAUUAUCGAAGAAGCUCCAGCGCCCGGUUUGUCUGAUGAUUUGCGCCGCGCCCUAGGUGAAGCCGCUGUUCGAGCCGCCAAAGCGGUAGGUUAUGUAGGAGCUGGUACUGUUGAAUUCAUAAUGGACAAAGAAGAUUUGAGUUUUCAUUUCAUGGAAAUGAAUACUCGCUUGCAAGUAGAACAUCCCAUUUCUGAAAUGAUUACCGGAACCGAUUUAGUUGAGUGGCAAAUACGCAUUGCUGCAGGUGAACCGCUGCCUCUUAAUCAGCAACAAAUAACUCGUAAAGGUCACGCUUUCGAGGCACGCAUUUAUGCGGAAAAUCCUCGAGGAGGAUUUUUACCCGGUGCUGGCCCAUUGCAUUAUUUGGCGACACCGCAACCGAAUGAACUAGUUCGUGUAGAGACAGGUGUCCGUGAAGGCGAUGAAGUUUCGGUGCAUUACGAUCCCAUGAUUGCCAAACUGGUGGUAUGGGGUGAAAAUCGUACACAAGCUUUAAAUAGUUUAAUUGCUCGCCUCAGGGAGUACCAUAUCUCUGGCUUGGAUACAAACAUCAAUUUUUUAAUUGAUUUGGCAAAUCAUUCCGAAUUUCGUGCUGGCAAUGUUCAUACCGGAUUCAUCGAUCAACAUUUCGAUACAUUGUUCCCUCCGGUGAAAAUUAAUGAUACCGAUCUCUGCAAGGCGGCCUUGUCUUUACUACUCAACGAAUUGCAAGCAUUUCAAUGCAAUAAUUUAUCUAGGAAUGAUCCAUUUUGUUUCUCGCCCAAUUUGCGUCUAAAUUAUGAGCUAACACGUCAAUAUCAACUGAAAAUUGAUGAAAAAGUUUAUAAAGUUUCUGUUAAGUAUAAUGACGAUAUCAUCCAAAUCCAAAUUGAUGAUGGAUCUUGGUAUACGGUUAAAGCUGAACGGGUUGAGGAUGGUGAACGUUUAAAAAUUCGCACAAAUAUUAAUAAUAAUAUUUCAACGUUUAACGCUUACGUUGCCGCUGAUGAAGUAACCGUGUUCCUAGAGAGUGGCAAAAUGCAGUUCGAGUUAGUGCAACCGAAAUUUUUAAGUACAACUAUCGAUCAGAUGGGUGGCGGUUCGGGCUCAAAAGUAAUAGCACCUAUGCCUGGUGUUUUGGAAAAAGUCUUGGUUAAGCCAGGAGAUCAUGUCAAAAAGGGUGAUAACUUGGCUGUACUUAUAGCCAUGAAAAUGGAGCAUAGCUUGAAGGCACCCAAAGAUGCUAUCGUGAAAUCUAUUGGCGGCAUUGAAGGCUCUAAUGUUGCCAGAGGGGCCGCUGUCAUUACUUUUGAGGAGGAUAGUAAUGAAAAGUAAUACUAUUACUAGAAAGAAGAAGAAGAAUCUAUUGAUUGUCAACGGAUGCAUUUAUUUUUUUUUAUUGUUGUUUUUUUCUUCCUAAUUAUUUCGAGCUUUAAGAAAACCGGUUGUUUUCAUUUUCUUUACGCAAAGAAUCAGUACAAAAAUUGGCUGUUUAUAAUUUAAUACCUAUUUUCUGUUAUAUAAUAUUGGUAUAUAUGAUUAAAAAAAAAAUCAUAUAAUAUA